AAUACGAUAAAACUGACUCCGUACUGAGGCGUGAAGAAAGCCAAUAAAAAGGGGAAUUUUAAAAAGAUUCGGGGACGAUUAGGAAAUUCGCAUGCACAAUACCUCCCUUGCACUCGGAAUAUACGUACACUUGUGAUCUUUGAGGGCAGGAAUUUGAAGAGUUUAAAGAGACGGCCACGAGAUUUAAGACGACGGCGACCCGAUAAGACAGCAAGAUGACUCAAUUAAUGAGCCCUUAAUCUGUCAAUAAUAACAAUUUAUCAUAGAGUCCCUAGUCUUCGCCGGCCAUGUUUUCUAUUACCUUUGGCAAACAUUGAGGUGUUCGGUCAACAUGUCCGACCGACGAUAAUGAGAUGAUCAGAGUUUGAGACAACUGGACGGGCCGUUAUAUACAUGUAGAUGUCGUGACAACUUUGACAACUCUAAUGGUCAGGAAAACAACUGUUAUUAGUGUGAAAAUAUCUUAACAAGGAACAAGGAUGUAAUAUUUAUUAUUAUAUUUUUUUUUCACAUGGAAUUGUGAGAGAUUAAUAUGAACCACCAGGGUACGAGGAACAGGGGUCAGAACGUGAGCCUAUCCACAUCCACUAUUCCGUCCUACGGUGAAUUCGAGCCCGGCCCCCGACAGGCGAGCUCCCCACUGACUCCAGACUCACCCAAACAGUUCCUGAAUCACGUGGAUCGAGGGGUGUACGUCAUUAAAGACCUCUCCGAGGAUCCUGGGCCUUUUGUUGACCGACUGCCAUAUAGAACUCCAACUCGACCUAAAGAAAUCAGACUUUCUCCCUGUGAUAACAAUAUAUUGACGACUUCACCUGACAAUGGACGACUCACCACCCCUGUGCAGGAGCAGGGACAGCCAGAAUCUCCCCACGUGUUCCUCAGUCCCGUAGAUAAAGGCAUCUUCGUCAUCAACUCAACCUUCGACUCAUCUCAGACGUCCUUGUCGAACAAUAACAACGAUGCUAAUAACGACAAAAAGAAAAAUCAUGCGGAAAAAGACAAAAACUCCAAGAGGUAUAUCACAAAUGAAAACGAGGCCACCAGCGCGGAGAGAAAACCUCCAGACAGACGGCAGAUUUACGGCGUGGACGAGAACAAGGAGCGCGGGAACUGGACCGGUCGGCUGGACUUCCUGUUGUCCAUGCUGGGAUACUGUGUGGGGCUGGGAAACAUUUGGAGGUUCCCUUACUUGUGUUACCGUAACGGUGGAGGGGCGUUCCUGUUGCCAUUUAUAAUCAUGAUGCUCCUGGUAGGGAUUCCUCUUUUUUAUCUGGAGGCAGCUUUAGGGCAGUUCUGUAGUCGUGGUCCUACCACUUGCUGGGAGUUCGCUCCCUUAUUUAAAGGUUUGGGAAUUGCAAUGUUAAUCAUGUCGGGACUUACCAGUAUUUAUUAUAACGUGUUGAUCACGUGGUCGGUGCUGUAUUUCUUCUCUUCCUUUACGAGUGAUCUCCCCUGGAGUAACUGUGAUAACAAAUGGAACACAAAAGAUUGUACUUUAAAGUUACCAAAAGUUACUUGUUUUGGAACUGAACAAAAAUUUGCAAAUGGAACUUGUUACUCAAACCACGUGUUCAAAGGAAUCUGGAAUGAUGCCAUUUUUAAAAACGUGACCGGAAGAAGACGAGUGUCGCCGACAGAGGAGUAUUGGAAUAACAAGUUCCUGAGCAUUAGUAGUGGCAUCGACGACCUGGGGGAGCCCAAGUACGAGCUAGCGCUGGGGCUGCUGUUUGCCUGGAUAUUGUGCUUCCUGUGUCUCCUGAAGGGCAUCAAAACCACGGGCAAGGUUGUGUACGUGACGGCCAUCUUCCCUUACAUAGUGCUGUUUAUUUUAUUUUUCCGGGGGAUCACCCUGGAGGGGGCGGGGCAGGGGAUCUAUUAUUACAUUGUGCCAAAUUUUGAACGCCUUCUUGACGCAAAGGUUUGGCGUGACGCAGCCGUUCAGAUAUUUUACUCCAUGGGGCCCGGGUGGGGCGGGCUUAUAGCCCUGGCUAGCUACAAUCGAUUCCACAACAACGUGUUCAGGGAUUCCCUAGUGGUGUCGUUGGGGGACUGCGUGACCAGUAUCUUUGGGGGCUUCGUCAUCUUCUCCUUCCUGGGUCACAUGGCCAGCCAGAUGAAUGUGGAGGUCAAGGACGUGGUCACCAAUGGGGCGGGACUGGCGUUCGUUGUUUACCCUGAGGCCAUCCAGAGUCUUCCCCUGCCCACCCUGUGGUCAAUCCUUUUCUUCCUGAUGCUCAUCACCCUUGGCAUAGAUAGUCAGUUCGCCAUGUUGGAGAGUGUUCUGACUGGAAUCGUGGACUAUUUCCCCGGGCUCCGCUCCAAGAAGACACUGGUUAUGCUGGUGAUCUCUAUAGUGUUCUAUAUCCUAGGUCUUCCCAUGACCACGCCGGGCGGUAUGUACAUCCUACAGCUGAUGGACCACUAUGUGGCCUCCUGGUCCCUCCUCAUCGUGGGCCUGACGGAGGUCCUCGUCAUCAGCUACGUCUACGGAAUCAACCGGUAUUUGAAGGAUCUUGAAAUCAUGCUAGGUAGACCUCCAUUUUUGUGCUGGAAGAUUUGUUGGAUGUUCGUUAGUCCCAUCAUUAUAUGCAUAAUACUGUUGUUUGCGUGGAUCGACUACUCGCCCAUCCAGUACGGCAGCUACUCCUACCCUGAGUGGGCGGAGGCCCUGGGCUGGCUCAUGUCCUUCUUCUCCAUCAUCUUCAUCCCCAUCGUCAUGCUGUACAAAAUCAACAAGGAGGACGAGGGAAAGAACGCUUGGGAGAAAGUGAAACUACUGUGUACUCCGUCCCGGGAGUGGGGCCCCGCCCUUGUCCGUCACAGAGAGCUGGUGGACUACGUGGACGGGUUCGUGGCGGAUCCCUGGGUGGAGAGUGGGAGCCACCAGUACGUCAACUACGGAUAUGACGCAUCAAUGGGAAGCCAUACGACGACAGAUGUAUCCCGUCAAUCCUGGGCUUCCGGUUAUACCCAGAAUUCCCACGUGUCAUAUGAAUCCGCUGUUUGACCUAUAGUUUAUCCGUUUAUUACAUGAAAAAAGUCCCGGAAUAAUCAACUUACUGUGCAAUACCGUAUAUUCAUCGUGUAAUCAAAAACCAUUUAUAUCAUUUUAUACUCAUGUAAAUCCUUACUUAAUCGAUAUACUCAUUUUGUAAGAUGUCUGUAUAGUGUAUUAACAAGUAUUAAUCGUAAUGUUUUAAAUGCUUUUUAAUUUAUCAAUGUUUUGACAUUUUUUUUACACAUUGAUAUUAAAAUGUACAUAUUUUUU
This is a messenger RNA of Magallana angulata, 3271 nucleotides long. Its product is annotated as sodium- and chloride-dependent glycine transporter 1-like. The coding region runs from base 533 to 3010 and encodes 825 amino acids. The transcript is spliced from 17 exons. Gene Ontology annotation, biological process: sodium ion transmembrane transport. Gene Ontology annotation, cellular component: membrane. The record is from RefSeq and is a predicted model, not a curated record. NCBI's taxonomy places the organism in Eukaryota, Metazoa, Mollusca, Bivalvia, Ostreida, Ostreidae.